Molecule: messenger RNA, 747 nt
Organism: Heterobasidion irregulare TC 32-1
Lineage: Eukaryota; Fungi; Basidiomycota; Agaricomycetes; Russulales; Bondarzewiaceae
Exons: 4
Coding region: 44-595 (183 amino acids)
Biological process (GO): UDP-N-acetylglucosamine biosynthetic process
Cellular component (GO): Golgi apparatus; endoplasmic reticulum; endoplasmic reticulum-Golgi intermediate compartment
Molecular function (GO): monosaccharide binding; glucosamine 6-phosphate N-acetyltransferase activity
Source: RefSeq, a predicted model, not a curated record
CCAUCUCUCGUCUUCCCAUCUCCCACCUUCCGUUCCAAUUGACAUGCCCUCGUUUACGCCCGACUCUCAGCUCGACCUGCUCUUCUCUGCCCAUCUCAUCCCUCAGAAAGUCAGAGAUGAACUUCCCGCAGACCUUCAUAUCCGCCCACUGGCUGCAUCGGACUACCACCGCGGGCACCUCGCAGUUUUGAGCGUCCUGACCACCGUUACGGACCCAGGCGAAGCCUCCUACGUUGCGCAGUUCAACACACUCCGAUCGAUACCGUAUACGUACUAUACGCUCGUCAUCGUGUCGAAAGAGACCGACCGCAUCGUCGGCGUCGGCUCUAUCUUUCUCGAGCGCAAAUUCCUCCGUGGCCUGGCUACGGUCGGACAUAUUGAGGAUAUCGCGGUCGACGCAUCGCAGCAGGGCAAAAAGCUCGGGCUGCGGAUCAUCCAGGCGCUCACGCACAUCAGCGAGAACAACGGGUGCUACAAGACGAUCUUGAAUUGCAGCGACAAGAAUAUCCCAUUUUACGAGAAAUGUGGAUAUGAGAAAAAGGAGAACGAGAUGGCUAAAUAUGCGUCGGAGCGCGCGCGCACACCAAGGCUGUGAAACAUAGCCCACGUUCACACUUAGAUCAUUUCGGAAGUUAGAGCACCCUUGCGUUGGCCAUAGGACUCAUACUCAUACCCUUCGUACAGGCUUGUCAUGGACCUCUACAGUACCAUAUCGAUCUCACCAUUAUAUAUUCAUCUAGAUACCUU